Dimorphilus gyrociliatus is the source of this 1860-nucleotide messenger RNA. Lineage: Eukaryota; Metazoa; Annelida; Polychaeta; Dinophilidae. The record is from the annotation of a GenBank genome assembly.
AUAUACUGUUCAAAAGGGAAGCAACAACACUUUUUUGAAAUAUAGAUGAAAGAGCGGACGACUUUAAAGAUUUAAAGCCUUGAUAUCGUGCUAUUUUGCUGCUGACAAAGAUUUAAAAUAGAAGAUUAUUGAUUUAAAGAUUCGCUAUUUUUUCAAUAGUUAUAAAAUAAUCAACAAACAAUGGAGAAAACAACUCAAAUCACUCAAAUAACUCAAGUAACUCAGAUCAACAACUAUACAAAUAAUUCCAGUCCAGGUUUAAGAGAGAAAAGUCUUAAAACAUGGGGUCUUGUCGCCCUUGUUUUAUUCUACGCUCUUAUCGUUGUUAUAGGGAUAAUUGCUAGCUGCUGUAGAAGACGUAAGGUAUCGGGUACCAAUAAAGAGGAUUUGAUGCUGGCAGGAAGAAACAUUGGACUAUUAUUAGGAACUUUCACCAUGACUGCCACAUGGGUUGGUGGAGGUUAUAUUAACGGCACAGCGGAAAGUGUUUAUACGAGUGGGUUAAUAUGGGCCCAAGCGCCCAUUGGAUAUUCAAUAAGCCUGUGUUUAGGGGGUCUAAUCUUUGCGAAGUCAAUGAGAAAAGCAGGAUAUGUAACUAUGUUAGAUGCUUUUGAAGCUCGGUUUGGACGAAUAAUGGCUGCUUUACUCUAUAUACCAGCACUUAUGGGCGAAAUAUUUUGGUCUGCAGCUAUUUUAAAUGCUCUUGGAGCUAGUUUGUCAGUUAUAAUAGCCUUGGAUCAUAAAUGGUCCAUAAUUAUAUCAGCUGGAGUAGCCAUCACAUAUGUGUUGUUCGGAGGGUUAUUUUCAGUUGCAUUCACAGACGUUAUUCAAUUAUUUUGCAUAUUAAUUGGCUUAUGGCUGGCCAUACCUUUUGCACUUACAAAUUCUGCAACUAGAAGCAUAAGUGAUACAUUUACAACUUGGUGGGAUGCAGACCAACUUCCAGAAAAAGAAGGAUGGUCUUUGUGGUCCGAGAAUGCCUUAUUAUUAAUAUUUGGAGGUAUACCUUGGCAAGUAUAUUUUCAAAGAGUUUUAUCAGCAAAAAAUGAACGGGUAGCUCAGUUAUUGUCAUUUUUCGGUGCACUCGGUUGUUUAAUUAUGGCCAUUCCUGCCAUUUUAGUUGGUGCAAUAGCAAAAUCAACUAAAUGGAAUGAAACAGAUUAUAAAUAUUACGGGAAGCUAAAAAUGGAAAUGGUUGCUGGUCAACAGCAAGCAAUGCCAGAUGCUAGUUCUUCUUUGAUUUUGCCUUAUGUCCUAGAAUAUUUAACGCCAGUUCCAGUAGCGGUCAUAGGCCUAGGAGCUAUUAGUGCUGCAGUGAUGUCUUCGGCUGAUUCUUCUAUUCUCUCGGCUUCUUCCAUGUUUGCAAAAAAUAUCUAUGAUCCUUUGAUGUCUGUUUGCUUUCGUCGAAACGUAAAAGAUCGAGAAUUAAUCUGGAUUGUUAGAUUGGCUAUUUUCUUUAUAGCAGCAGCCGCCUGUGCAUUAGCUAUCCAGAUAGAUUCAGUUUAUACUCUUUGGUACCUCAGCUCUGAUCUGUGCUACGUAAUCAUUUUACCUCAGUUAAUUUGUGCUGUACAUGUUCCAUACACAGAAAAAUGGGGUUCAAUUGCAGGUUUUCUUGUCGGUAUUUUCUUCAGAUUAUCCGGAGGUGAUAAAGACUUGGAUAUUCCUGCACUUAUUGAAUAUCCCUAUUACGAUGCAGGAACUCAAAACUUCCCUUAUAAAACAUUAUCGAUGCUGAUAAGUCUUAUAACAUUACUUCUAGUAUCAGCUAUCAGCUACUUAUAUAAGAAAAAAUCGGGAAGAAGGCAUAGUUUUGAGUUUGUAGCCUACGGUUCAACAGUUGAUAAAGUUAAAUAUUGA